Messenger RNA from Sporothrix schenckii 1099-18, 318 nucleotides. RefSeq lists its product as uncharacterized. The transcript is spliced from 2 exons. NCBI's taxonomy places the organism in Eukaryota, Fungi, Ascomycota, Sordariomycetes, Ophiostomatales, Ophiostomataceae. The record is from RefSeq and is a predicted model, not a curated record. The coding region runs from base 1 to 318 and encodes 105 amino acids.
AUGUCUCAGAGCAGCACAGUGCACGCCGUAACGUACUGUACACACUCUUCACUAGAGUGGCAAGGUGGGUCAGGAUGGCCCGCUUUUCCGUUGAGUGACGGCGUGACUGCGCGCCAUUUCCGUGCGGCAAGUGCCACUGUAGACGUCGCGUUCAGUGCACGCAGGCAGAAGCAUCUCACCAGCGUCGUGGCGACUUUCAUCCAAUGCAUCAUUUUCUGUCUUCGAGAGAUCUGCAGACCAGACCUUACUUGCUACGACGUGAACUUCUCACAAGACCUUUCGACUGCCACUGUCAAGGGCCCUGCUCAGCAGCCAUGA